CAUCGACAAACAACACACAUUUGUACGCACACAUAUACAGAAGUACACAUUUUGCUCAGCUUGUUGUAACCGGCUAGCGAGCCUGUUGUCGAGUUGACACCCUCCCCAAACCUCGGCAGCGGCUGAGGUGCACAGUCGACAUGGCAAGGAAAUAUCGCAACAGUUUUCUGAAAAUGGAUGAACAUCUUCUAAAUAUUUUGGAAUGAUAUUCAUCACGCAAUGUGACCCAAAAUCCACAAUGUGUGAAGACAUUUAAGAACGAUUGAGUUCGGAAGAAAAAAAUCUUGAUUCCAGUGGAAUCUUCAAUAUAUAUAAAUAUAUAUUCAUAUAUAUUAUUAUAUUUUUCUUUGUGUUAAAGCUUACAUAUAAUUACACACAUCCCACUAACAUACAACCAUGCCUGUGCAAGCACCACAAUGGACAGAGUUCCUGCUGUGCCCAAUCUGCACACAGACAUUUGAGGAGACUGUUCGACGACCCAUUAGUUUGGGCUGUGGACAUACUGUCUGCAAGAUGUGCCUGAACAAGUUGCACCGAAAGGCCUGUCCCUUUGACCAGACAGCCAUCAACACAGACAUUGAGCAGUUACCUGUAAACACGGCUCUGCUGCAGCUGGUGGGAGGCCAGGUUCCUAAAGCUCAGCCUGUUGCCUUGAUUUCCAGUCCUGAGGACUCGCAGCAUUAUGAGGAGGCCAGGCAGUGUGUGGAGGAACUGGCUCUCUACCUCAAACCACUCAGUAACACCAGAGGUGUGGGUCUGAGCAGCACAGCCCAGAGCAUACUGAGUCGACCCAUGCAAAGGAAACUGGUAACCCUUGUCCACUGCCAGCUAGUGGAGGAGGAGGGCCGUGUCAGAGCCAUGAGAGCUGCCCGCUCUCUUGGUGAGCGCACCGUCACCGAGCUCAUCUUACAGCAUCAGAAUCCACAACAGCUCUCUUCCAAUUUGUGGGCUGCCGUUCGUGCACGGGGAUGUCAGUUUCUUGGCCCAGCAAUGCAAGAGGAGGCUUUGAAGUUGGUUCUUCUAGCUCUAGAAGAUGGUUCUGCUCUGUCAAGGAAGGUGUUGGUUCUCUUUGUUGUCCAGAGGCUUGAACCACGCUUUCCUCAGGCCUCUAAAACCAGUAUAGGUCAUGUGGUGCAGCUCCUCUACAGAGCCUCCUGCUUCAAGGUGACUAAACGUGAUGAAGAUUCAUCCCUGAUGCAGCUAAAAGAAGAGUUUCGUACUUACGAAGCUCUGAGGCGUGAGCACGAUUCUCAGAUUGUUCAGAUCGCCAUGGAAGGAGGGCUCCGAAUCGCACCAGAUCAGUGGUCUUCUCUCUUGUAUGGAGAUCAGUCUCACAAGUCACACAUGCAGUCUAUUAUCGAUAAGCUGCAGACCCCAGCAUCCUUUGCGCAGAGUGUCCAGGAAUUGACAAUUGCACUGCAAAGAACUGGUGACCCAGCCAACCUCAACAGACUGCGGCCACAUUUGGAGCUCUUGGCCAACAUUGAUCCCAGUCCUGAUGCCCCUCCUCCAACUUGGGAGCAGCUUGAAAAAGGUUUGGUGGCAGUGAAGACAGUGGUGCACGGCCUGGUGGACUUCAUCCAGAACCACAGCAAGAAGGGUGCUGACCCACAACAGCCUCCUCAGCACAGCAAAUACAAGACAUACAUGUGUCGAGACAUGAAGCAAAAAGGAGGUUGUCCUCGUGGAGCCAGCUGUACCUUUGCACACUCUCAGGAAGAACUGGAGAAGUAUCGUAAAAUGAAUAAACGUCUGGCAGCUCGCCUCCCUGGCCCAGGAGGACUCCUGUCAGAUGAAGGCCUUCCUCUUGAUGUAGCAGUAACUCGAAAACCGUCACCCCUUUCCAAUGGCAGUGUUGUUCCACCUUUGCCCCAGCUUAUUCCUCGUGGUACUGAUGCGGUUCCUUACGAGCUCUUGCGCAAACCAGUCAAAUUGGAUGCAGGAAGUCCCAGUGCCCCUGGAUCGCCACCAGAUGGUCUUGACCCUGUACCCAAAUCUGGGAUGUCGCUUCCACCACAUGCCAUGACCCAUCCCAGGAUGUCGGCCGACCACCUGUCUGGUGUAAGGCAUAUGCCAGUUGUACCCAGAGGUUCUCCAGUGUACCCACAUCAACAGCUUCCUGAGCUGCGCUAUGACACCCGUCCACCCUCUGUUACUCAGUGUGAAAACCCACAAUACCCUGCAGGAUACCCAUAUGAGCAGCCACCGCAGUACGUUCCUCGGGAUUACAUACGUAAUCCUCCCCCCCAAAAUGAGUCAGGACCUGCUUACCAGGAUGGUUAUGGUUAUGGUCACCCCGAGCGCCCCUACCAGGCCCCUCACGCAGGGUCAUCCUUCUCUUAUCCCCAUAUGCCUCAUGCCUAUGACCGAAAUCGCCAUGUAACCUACACUGGUCCACCACCUCCUCCACAGCCUUAUCCAUCUCAGCGGGAUAACCUGGAACCAAGUAGCAGGGACAGAUACCCACCAGAUGGCUACUAUCCUUCAAGUGUCCAGGCUCCACCUAUGAGGGGUUACGUCAGCAGGGGUCCGUCAUAUAGUGGUCCACCACUCAGUCUGGACUAUCUGCAUCGACGACGCCAGGAGCUGCUGUCUCAGCUUGAGGAAAGAAAGGUCAUCUCUCCACCACCAUUCGCUGCCUCACCCACUCUUUCUCAUUCCUUCCCUAGUGACUACCCCCCUGAGUAUGGCGAGGAGAACUCCAAAACCAUUGUGAAAUGCCGAGAACCUGAUUAUGCAGGACAGUACUCUCCCUGGUCCUGUGAAACUAUUGGCUCCUAUAUUGGCACAAAGGAUGCCAAACCCAAAGAUGUUAUGGUUUCUGGCACCAUGGAGAUGAUGAAUGUGGAGGCCAAGAGUCUUCGAGAACCUUCUUUAGAGGCUCCACGCAGGGGUGCAGAAGCAAAGGACGAUGACCCCAUAAUUCCAUUUGGCCCCCAGCCCACGGUAUCACGUUUUGGGGCCAUCUCACGCACCUCAAAGACAGGCUACCAGACCACCUGCCCAGUGCAGGCAAUGGCAACCGCUCCUCAGAAUCCUAAUUCAAAACAUAUGGCUAUGCCAGCUGCAGAAUAUACAUAUGGAAGCCAUGGAGGUUGGGGUGGAGCAGCAUACUCCUCCCACCAGCCUGCCACCUCCUCUCAGGGACACUUCAGUGAGCGCCUUCCCUUAGCAGCCCAAGACAGAGAACAGUUAAAAAUUGAGCUACAGCAGGUUAACCAGCAGAUCACCCAGCAGACCCAGAUGCACAGUAUGGAGGCUGCCAGUAAUUCUUUACUGCUGCAGAGAGAGGCCAGUGCAUUGGCAGGUCAGUCUGUGCAGUCCUGCCAAGGCCAGGCUGCAGUAGCAGCUCAGCAACAACAGACUAAGUGGCCAACAGGGGGAGCAGCUGCCUCCACUGUCUCCAGUGAACAGUUAAGCCUGGAGCUCCACCAGGUGGAGAGAGAGAUUGGGAAAAGGACCCGUGAGAUGGCUAUGGAAAACCAAGGACUACAUGACGUUCAGCAGUACAAGCUGAAACCUACAGAGAAUGGACAACCAGAGCACAAGGCUCAGCUGGAGGAAAUCUCCAUGGCUCUUGGUGAGGUGUCAAAUGGCUCCAGCAGUCUGCAAGAAAGUGCUGUAGGCGGGUCCAUGCUGUCACUGACCAAUAAGACGUCUGCAAUGAGCUUGUGUUCCGAACCAGGUGCC
Molecule: messenger RNA, 3690 nt
Organism: Cynoglossus semilaevis (tongue sole)
Lineage: Eukaryota; Metazoa; Chordata; Actinopteri; Pleuronectiformes; Cynoglossidae
Gene: rc3h1b
Product: ring finger and CCCH-type domains 1b
Exons: 21
Biological process (GO): ubiquitin-dependent protein catabolic process; protein polyubiquitination; nuclear-transcribed mRNA catabolic process, deadenylation-dependent decay
Cellular component (GO): cytoplasmic stress granule
Molecular function (GO): metal ion binding; mRNA binding; RNA stem-loop binding
Source: RefSeq, a predicted model, not a curated record